This is a messenger RNA of Rhodamnia argentea, 3856 nucleotides long. RefSeq names its product calcium-transporting ATPase 1-like. Gene Ontology annotation, cellular component: membrane; intracellular membrane-bounded organelle. Gene Ontology annotation, biological process: calcium ion transmembrane transport. The record is from RefSeq and is a predicted model, not a curated record. Gene Ontology annotation, molecular function: ATP binding; P-type calcium transporter activity; ATP hydrolysis activity. NCBI's taxonomy places the organism in Eukaryota, Viridiplantae, Streptophyta, Magnoliopsida, Myrtales, Myrtaceae.
CAACUACGAAGCACCUUCCUCUUUAGGUCUACAAGGUCAACGACGUGUCGAAGGGCUGCUCCAGACCCCCUUCGUUUUCCUCCUAACUUUCCUCGCUCCUCCCCUGCACCAUCGUCUUCAAUGGCGUCCCACUUCCCUUGCAGCCGCAUUAAUACUCGCUAAGAUUUUGCACUUCACAAAUCUCACGAGACCUCCGUCUACUGCUUCGUCUUUUGAAGGUCCACAGAAGUCGGAUUUGCAGGCUUAGAAGGCCAAGCAAUCCUUUGAUCGAAUCAAAGUUGUUUGGUUCCGUUUCCUUCUUUCCUUUUUUUUUUUUUUUGAAUCUUCCGCAGUCAGGUUUGGUCUCCAGCUCGAUUCACUGUUCAGAUCGAAGCUUUUAGUAACGUUUCUCCACGUCCGAUUUGGUUGGAUUGUAGAAACCUCAGGAUCUACUCGUGUUUUGCUGAUCCUCCUCGAGCUUGGUUCCGCGCUUGAGAUUAGGUCGGGUCAGGGCUUCUUCCGUGUACAUAGAAGUUGCCAUUUGUUAGCUGAGUAGGAGUGAGGAGGUGGUUAGGAGACAUGGACAACUAUCUGAAGGAGAACUUCGGAGAUGUGAAGGCGAAGAACUCGUCGGAAGAGGCGCUCCAGAGGUGGAGAAGGGCGUGCUGGUUGGUGAAGAAUCGGAAACGGAGGUUCCGGUUCACGGCCAACCUGUCCAAGCGAUCAGAAGCUGAGGAUAUUCGUCGCACGUUUAAGGGAAAUUUUAGGGUUGCUGUCAUAGUUUCACAGGCUGCACUUCAGUUCAUCCAAGGCCUGAGUGAUUACAAAGUACCUGAAGAUGUCAAGGCUGCAGGAUUUCAAAUUUGUGCAGAAGAAUUAGGAUCCAUUGUUGAGGGCCACGAUCCGAAAAAACUAAAAAGUCAUGGGGGAGUUGAAGGUAUUGCAGACAAGCUCUCGACAUCAGUUACCAAUGGUAUUUCUACUUCUAGAGAUUUAGUCAUUAGAAGGAAGGAGAUCUUUGGAAUUAAUAAAUUUGUGGAGAGCCCAACCCGUGGAUUCUGGUUCUUUGUCUUGGAAGCUCUCCAAGACAUGACUUUAAUGAUACUUGCAGUUUGUGCCUUCGUCUCUCUAAUUGUUGGUAUAAUUAUGGAAGGCUGGCCUAAGGGUGCUCAUGAUGGACUUGGAAUUGUGGCUAGCAUUCUGCUUGUUGUAUUUGUGACCGCCACGAGUGAUUAUAAACAAUCUCUGCAGUUUAAGGAUUUGGAUGCAGAGAAGAGAAAAAUUACAGUUCAGGUGACCAGAAACGGUUAUAGACAAAAACUAUCUAUAUAUGAUCUUCUUUCAGGCGAUAUUGUCCAUCUUAACAUUGGGGAUCAAGUGCCAGCUGAUGGACUUUUUAUAACCGGGUAUUCCCUCUUGAUAAAUGAAUCUAGUUUAACUGGGGAGAGUGAACCUGUCCAUGUUAGCGUCGAUAAUCCUUUUCUUCUCUCUGGAACGAAAGUUCAGGAUGGAUCAUGCAAGAUGCUUGUGACCACUGUUGGAAUGAGAACACAGUGGGGCAAACUAAUGGCCACUCUAAAUGAAAGUGGAGAUGAUGAAACCCCACUGCAAGUCAAACUCAAUGGUGUGGCCACCCUCAUCGGGAAAAUUGGCCUAUUCUUUGCUGUUAUAACCUUCGCUGUGUUAGUGCAAGGAUUGUUCACCCGAAAGUUGCAAGAAGGAUCACACUGGUCCUGGUCUGGGGAUGACGCAAUGGAAAUGUUGGAGUUCUUCGCAGUUGCAGUUACAAUUGUCGUUGUUGCUGUUCCUGAAGGGUUGCCAUUAGCAGUGACAUUGAGCCUUGCUUUUGCAAUGAAGAAGAUGAUGAAUGACAAGGCACUGGUCCGCCAUCUUGCUGCUUGUGAAACAAUGGGAUCGUCCACGACAAUAUGCAGCGACAAGACUGGAACACUUACUACUAACCACAUGACUGUUGUGAAAGCUUGCAUUUGUCAGAAAACUAAGGAAGUCUGUAGCCCUGAGGAAGCUCUCAGUCUCUGCUCUGAAAUUCCCGAUUUUGCCAGGGGAAUCCUACUUCAGUCGAUAUUUACUAAUACAGGGGGAGAAGUUGUAAACAGCGAGGAGAAAAAAUAUGAAAUACUGGGAACACCCACUGAAACAGCUAUUUUGGAAUUUGGCUUGAAGCUCGGAGGAGGUUUCAACGCAGAAAGGGAAAAAUCAACAAUUAUAAAGGUUGAACCCUUCAAUUCUUUGAAGAAGAGAAUGGGGGUGGUAAUAGAGCUCCCUGAAGGAGGUCGCAGGGCUCAUUGUAAAGGUGCUUCUGAAAUUAUUUUGGCUGCAUGUGACAAAGUCAUAGACGCAAAUGGGGAUGUGGUUCCCCUUGAUGUUUCUUCAAUGAACUAUCUGAAGGAAACAAUUGAAGAAUUUGCUAAUGAAGCUCUUCGAACUCUAUGCCUUGCUUACAUGGAGGUUGGGAAUGAUUUCUCUCAAAAAGAUGCUAUUCCUACCCGGGGAUACACUUGUAUAGGAAUUAUUGGCAUUAAAGAUCCCGUUCGUGCCGGUGUCAAGGAGUCCGUUGCGAUUUGUAGGUCUGCUGGAAUUGUCGUCCGUAUGGUCACUGGAGACAACAUAAACACAGCUAAGGCAAUUGCUAGAGAGUGCGGGAUCUUGACUGAUGAUGGUAUAGCAAUUGAGGGGCCAGAGUUCCGUGAAAAAAGUGAUGAGGAACUGCUUGAGCUGAUUCCUAAAAUUCAGGUGAUGGCUCGAUCUUCUCCAUUGGACAAGCAUAAACUUGUGAAACACUUGAAGAAUACUUUUGGAGAAGUGGUUGCAGUGACAGGUGAUGGAACUAAUGACGCUCCGGCACUUAAAGAAGCGGAUAUUGGGCUGGCAAUGGGCAUUGCUGGAACUGAGGUUGCAAAGGAGAGUGCUGAUGUGAUCAUCCUAGAUGAUAACUUCUCCACAAUUGCGACAGUGGCUAAAUGGGGCCGUUCUGUCUAUAUAAACAUUCAGAAGUUUGUCCAGUUUCAGCUGACAGUCAAUGUGGUUGCCUUGAUCGUUAACUUCUCUUCAGCAUGUUUAACUGGGAAUGCUCCCUUGACUGCUGUACAGCUUCUGUGGGUCAACAUGAUUAUGGACACUCUGGGAGCCCUUGCGUUAGCAACAGAACCUCCUACUGAUGACUUGAUGAAGAGGCCACCAGUUGGUAGAAAAGGGAAUUUCAUCAGUAAUGUGAUGUGGAGGAAUAUCUUGGGGCAGUCCUCAUAUCAAUUUGUCAUCAUAUGGUAUCUUCAAACGAAAGGAAAAGAAGCUUUCCAUCUCACCGGUCCAGACUCUAACUUGAUAUUGAACACCAUCAUCUUUAACUCGUUUGUCUUUUGCCAGGUUUUCAAUGAAAUCAGCUCCAGGGAGAUGGAGAAGAUAAAUGUGUUCAAGGGAAUACUGAAAAAUUACGUAUUCGUGGCCGUGCUCACUUGCACCGUUGUCUUCCAAAUCAUAAUCAUUGAAUUCCUGGGAACGUUUGCAAGCACAUAUCCUCUGAGCUUGCAACAGUGGUUUGUCAGCAUCUUACUUGGGUUUCUGGGCAUGCCAGUUGCAGCUGCUUUGAAGAUGAUCCCUGUGGGAUCAGCUUAAUGUAGGUAGAAGAAUCUAACCUUGUGUAAUUUUCGACAAUGAAUCUGGGCCAUAGUUUGGGCCAAGAACUAGGACCUUAUUUUUUAUCACUUUGCUUUCGUUCUUCCUUUCCUGGGUCGUCAAUCUGCGACUUUGUCUGAGCUGACGGUUUUUGAUACUGUAAAUUUUCUGAAGCCACCAAAGUUUAGGGAUCAAGUUACUGAAUAACUGUGAAUUUUGAUAUUCGAUUUCCGACUUUCAUGAA